AUGUCUUACACAACAAAUAAGUUCGUGGCAGUCGUGGUCAACGCGUGGAUUCAAUUCCGCGCGUCCACGAUGAAGGGAGCCGUUAUUCUAGACUCAUUUUCUCAAACAUCAAUCGACAUCUUCCAACCCCGAGCAAUUCAAAAGUAUCUUCGGCUCGCUGCAAGGUUACCAGUCAAGCUGCCCAAUGUUGCACUAUAUUCAAUUGAUAAUCCCCUGGUAUGGCGCGACACACCAUCCAUCGAUUAA
Molecule: messenger RNA, 246 nt
Organism: Paracoccidioides lutzii Pb01
Exons: 2
Coding region: 1-246 (81 amino acids)
Source: RefSeq, a predicted model, not a curated record